Molecule: messenger RNA, 798 nt
Organism: Aureobasidium pullulans EXF-150
Lineage: Eukaryota; Fungi; Ascomycota; Dothideomycetes; Dothideales; Saccotheciaceae
Exons: 3
Coding region: 199-798 (199 amino acids)
Source: RefSeq, a predicted model, not a curated record
CCCAAUUUCAUUGCUUUCUUCUUCUUUGACAUAUCAGCUCUGCUUUUCCUGCUUCUUCUCGAGUCUUGUAUCGCUUGCGACAACUUCUCUUCAUCUCUAUACACUACCUUGAUCUCUCGCAUUUCAGGCUGGUCCUUCUGCAUCGUCAACCCUUUCAACCAACACUCACUCAUUCAAAUCUCCUCAAGAAUCAACAUAAUGCCUAUCCCAAGCUAUGGAGCUCUGCCUCUCAGCGAGACCUUCCUCUGCGUUAGAGGGUUGAGUCUGAUCGCGAUGAUUGGCAUUGUCGGACUGACUGCGAACUUCGUGGCUGUCAUCAACGGUAGUGGCAUCGAGCCUCCCAAGGAGAUUGUUGGUACUCUAAGUAUCACCUGCAUUGCUACCUUGUACACCUUGAUUAGCAUUCCUUUCUACAUGGCGCAAGCAAAUCUGGGCUUGUUUAUCAUGACGGCCAUCGACUCUCUUUUAUUGUUGGCAUUCAUCGUCGUCUCUGUUACUCUGGGUAAGCCGCUGAGCUUGCUGAACUGCUUUGCCAUCGCCGAAGUGGACGGCAAGAUUGAUGCGACUGGUGUUGCGUAUUGGCUGCAAAGCUUGGUACAGAACAUCAAGCAAGGUGGAAGUAUCGGCUUGUACGUCUGGGCUGGCACGACCAGAAUCAAUUGCCUUGAGACCAAGGCGAUCUGGGGCUUAUGCAUUGCGCUUUGUAUAUUGUUCUCGUGCUCAUGCAUUUUGCUGCCAACUUUGUGGUUCAAGAGCAAGAGAGCUGGUCUGCUGCCCAAGAAGAUCGAAGCGGCUUGA